Molecule: messenger RNA, 1650 nt
Organism: Babesia sp. Xinjiang
Lineage: Eukaryota; Apicomplexa; Aconoidasida; Piroplasmida; Babesiidae
Product: T-complex protein 1 subunit gamma
Exons: 2
Coding region: 1-1650 (549 amino acids)
Biological process (GO): protein folding
Cellular component (GO): chaperonin-containing T-complex
Molecular function (GO): ATP hydrolysis activity; ATP-dependent protein folding chaperone; ATP binding
Source: RefSeq, a predicted model, not a curated record
AUGAAGCCGCAACAGACAGUGUUGGUGUUCAAGCCGUCGCUGAAGAAGGAAAGCGACCGCAAAGCACAGCUCGCCACCAUCCAGGCGUCUCGCGCGCUGAGCGAGGUCAUAAGGACAACACUGGGUCCCCGUGCAAUGCUCAAGAUGAUGUUAGAUCCAAUGGGAGGUAUCGUGAUAACAAACGACGGUAACGCCAUUUUGAGGGAGAUCGAUGUCGCAAAUCCAGCUGCCAAGAGCCUUAUCGAACUGAGCAGGUCACAGGAUGAAGAAGUAGGGGAUGGUACUACCAGUUGUGUGAUACUCAGUGGACAGAUGCUCGCUAAUUCAGAGCCACUGUUGAAGCGCGAGAUACACCCCUCGAAGAUCGUAGAGGGUUAUAUGGAGGCGCUAGAAGAUGCCCUGGCGGUCAUGGAUGCUAUCGCCACAAAAAUUGAUCUGAAUAAUGAAGAGGCUGUGAAGGAUGUAAUACAGUCAAGCCUUGAGACAAAGUUCUCAAGCAGGUGGGGAAAUCUUAUCGCCUCCCUUGCACUUAGCGCUGUACAAAAGGUCAAACUCACAAGACCAGAUGGACGCACAGUUAUAGAUAUCAAGAGAUACGCCAAGGUAGAAAAACUACCUGGGGGCAUGCCGGAAGAUUCAGUUGUUCUUGAUGGUAUACUCGUAAAUAAGGAUGUGACACAUCCAAGCAUGGCACGAAGGGUGGAAAACCCACGUGUACUCAUAUUGGAUUGUACACUUGAGUAUAAGAAAGGGGAGUCGCAAACAAUUGUAGAUAUCUCAGAUGAAGCCGGAUGGGCCAAGCUUUUGGAACAGGAAGAAACUGAGAUAUUCAACAUGUGCCAAAAUAUUAUACAAACCGGAUGUAACGUUGUAGUCACGGAAAAAGGAGUCUCUGACCUCGCUCAACAUUUCCUGUCCAAAGCAGGUAUCAGCUGUAUAAGGAGGGUAAGAAAAACAGAUGCCAAUAGGUUGUCCCGUGUUACCGGAGCUACUAUCGUAAACCGCACAGAGGAACUACUACCAAGCGACGUAGGUACAGGAUGCGGACUAUUUGAAGUCAAAAAAAUAGGUGACGAAUACUUUUCGUAUUUCAUUCAGUGCAAAGACCCAAAGGCAUGCUCAAUCGUUCUACGCGGAUCCUCCAAAGAUGUACUAAACGAAAUAGAACGCAACCUCCAGGAUGCUCUAAAUGUAUGCCGAAAUAUCAUGCUGGAAGGAAAGCUGCUACCAGGAGGUGGUGCCACGGAAAUUGAAGUGGCAUGCCGCUUAGCAGCGAAACUUGAUAGCAAAGCGGGUCUCAAGAGAUGGUCAUAUCGUGCUGCUGCCAAGGCCUUCGAGGUCAUACCGAAGACAUUGGCACAGAACUGUGGUGCCAACCCAGUCCGUAUCAUUACAGAGUUGACAUCAAUGCACGUUGCAGGGAAUGUCAACGCCGGACUUGACGGCGAGACCGGAGAGAUAUGUGAUACUAUGAAAAAGAGAAUAUUCGACACCUACACAGUUAAGGCACAGAUAUUCAAGAGUGCUAUCGAAGCAGCGUGUAUGCUACUACGUAUAGACAUGAUCGUUUCGGGUAUCGGUAAGCGCGAAGAGCCCUCAACUGGCGAGAAACUGGCAAUGAACGAAGAAGCAUUGGACGCACAAGGUUAA